This is a messenger RNA of Dufourea novaeangliae, 4274 nucleotides long. RefSeq names its product synaptosomal-associated protein 25 (gene Snap25). The record is from RefSeq and is a predicted model, not a curated record. Gene Ontology annotation, biological process: exocytosis; synaptic vesicle fusion to presynaptic active zone membrane; synaptic vesicle priming. Bases 316 to 966 code for a protein of 216 amino acids. Gene Ontology annotation, molecular function: syntaxin binding; SNAP receptor activity. NCBI's taxonomy places the organism in Eukaryota, Metazoa, Arthropoda, Insecta, Hymenoptera, Halictidae. Gene Ontology annotation, cellular component: plasma membrane; SNARE complex. The transcript is spliced from 7 exons.
CUAUUCCUUCGGCUCGCAAGGAAAGUUGGUCUCGUCGAGUUCGCUGUUUCUCCACCGGUUUUCCUUUCCCAUCGAAGUGUCAGAGUGAUAGUUCUCGGGGUCGUUUCAUUGUCAUUCUUCGACAUAAGGCGAUCACGAGAUCCGUGAGCAGCGAGAACGACCGACGAAAAGAAUCGACUACAUCGACGAAUUACACGAAGCUUCGAGUACCUCGAGGAAGGAGCUGCUCGUUGGUAGACAGCGAAGUGUAAGGCGAGAAGAGGAAGAAGUUGACGGCAGAAGGCUACUCGCGUCAGGCAGCCAGCCGACAAGAAGAUGCCCGCUCCGACUACACCAUCGGGGGGAGCGGCGGAGGGUGGCGGCCCGCCCCGCACCGAAUUGCAAGAAUUACAGCUGAAGGCCGAUCAAACUACCGAUGAGUCCCUGGAGAGUACGAGGCGGAUGCUGGCACUAUGCGAGGAGAGCAAGGAGGCUGGCAUCCGUACUCUGGUCGCGCUCGAUGACCAGGGAGAGCAACUGGACAGAAUCGAGGAGGGUAUGGACCAGAUCAACGCCGACAUGCGCGAGGCCGAGAAGAAUCUCACCGGAAUGGAAAAGUGCUGCGGUCUCUGCGUUCUUCCAUGCAACAAAAGCGCCAGCUUCAAGGAGGACGAAGGCACAUGGAAGGGCAACGACGACGGAAAAGUGGUGAACAAUCAACCACAGCGCGUGAUGGACGAACGCAACGGGCUCGGUCCCCAAGGUGGUUAUAUCGGCAAGAUCACGAACGACGCCCGUGAAACGGAGAUGGAGGAUAACAUGGGCCAGGUGAACACGAUGAUCGGUAAUCUGAGAAACAUGGCGAUCGAUAUGGGCAGCGAGCUGGAGAAUCAAAACCGGCAGAUCGACAGGAUCAAUCGCAAGGGCGAUUCGAACGAGACGAGGAUAAAGGUGGCCAACGAGCGAGCCCAUCAGCUACUCAAGUAAGGCUACUCUCGACCACCCGUACCCCGUCGGCCACCAACAGCACCAAUAAUAUCAUCACCACUAUCAUCAUCACCACCACCACAACUACUACUUACAUCCAACAACAACAAAAACAACAGCUACAAUAAAACCACCAGUGUCAACAGUAAAAUCAAUAUCGACAAUAGUCAUAUAGACACGUAUCGGAUACUCUCGAUCAUUCGUUCUCCGCAGUUCAAUUCUGUUGUAUUGUUUUUCUUUUCUUUUUUUUUUAAUACCCCGAGUAAUGGUAGAUUGUUGCAGACGAAAGACAAAACGUGUUAUUUUGUUCCGUCCUUAUUUUCGUUUCUCGGAUCUUCCGUUCUCUCGUUUGCUUUUCGAUCAGUCGCGGAAGAUUCGAACGUAGACUGUUAACGAUUUCGUCUCACGAUUUAUCGUUGUUCGUGCCCCGAGCGUGAAUGCGUUGUUGUUAUUAUCAGUAUACUUUAAGUUGUGCGUCUUUUGAUUUCGUGGAACGGUGAGAAGUAAAUUUCAGAUCGUGUAGACUGCUCACUCGUAUUGUACGUUAUUUUAUUCUCCAUCCAACACAAAUACAGUAUAUUUUGAUGAUUUUUCGGUACGGUGUCGCGGUUACGUUGCCGCUUCUCGUUCCAUCAACGACAGUUCGAGGCCGCCGUCUGCGGAAGUCUGCGUGGCUCGAACGUACGUAUUCCACCAUCGUCUUUAACCCUUAAGGGGGCAAGUUUUACUACUUUCGAAUUAUCUAGACCUAAAUCCAGAGUCUCUAAAGUAAAAAUAAAAAAAAAAAAAAAAAAAAAAAAAAAAAAAUAAACAGAUUCAGUAGUUUGUUCUCUGCAGUCGAUUUACAAAGACGUUGUAUGUAUUCACAAGCGACGCGUCAAGUCAAUUCCAUGCGAACGGAUAGCGUUUCGUAAACGAACGAACAGAGGAAAAGAGAGAGAGCAAGUUGUAAAGAAUUUUCGUCUUCGAUAUAUGCACGUUUAUCCAAGUUCUUCCUCUCACGAUUAGCGUGGUGUGAUUCACGAUCGAGUCGAGAAACAUUUCUAAUUUUGAACGGAAAAAUAAAAAAACGAGUAAUAUAGAAACCUAGAAUCCGUUAGAUCAUGUACAAAAUAAUAAUGAAAAAAAAAAAACCAUACAAACAAACGUUCUUCGAGUAUCAGCGCGCGCCUGUUUAAGGGUUAAAGAUUAAUUAUUAACCAUCGGCGAGAUACCACGUACACAGCAGUAGAAGACACGAUAUCGGUUGUACGAGAGCACGACACACACGCUGUACUUAUUUUACGAUCAACAACCUAGAACCACACAAACAAUACACACACUCACACACACACACACACACACACACACACACCCUCAGAAAGAAAACAACACAACAGGCGUGUUGCAUACAACAUUUCUAUGUGUAUAUUGUCAAAAGAGACACAGAGGGGGGCUGUAAAGGCGCAUACGAGAGAAAGGAGACACGUAUAAUAUACCAAGCGACGGCAUAUAUACAUACAUACACCGGCCAUAUAUUAUAUAUACACGCAGAGAAUCAAAGAGAGACACGAGAGGACAGACACACAUAUACAUAUAUAUACAUAUAUAGUGUGUAUAUAUAUAUAUAUAUGUAUAUGUAUAUAGACGGAGAAAAUAGUAUAGACCGCACAGCGUGUGGUGUUGCACGCGUGAACGACACACAUACGCACAGCGAGGCCCCCCCCCCUAUUGUAGGUAAAUACAUACCGUGUAAUUUGUUAUCACGAUUAGCGUUACGACCAAGAUAUCCGUGUACAGUAGUAAGGAUCGAUACGUAGGUAGACGGACGCGCGUAAUUCGAAUGGCAGCAGCAGCCAAGUAGGUCGUAGCGAGGAGCAGCGUGGUGUCGAAUGUGCGUGGCACGACGGAAAUGAUACGCUGGCUCUGGUGACAUUCGUGGAUAAACUUAACUGUGUAAAAUUAAACGAUGGAACCACUGGUGAAUUCGUGAAUAAGCUAACCUAUGCAAAAUCAAUUGAUGGAACCAUUGGUGAAUUCUUGGAUAAGCUAACCUAUGCAAAAUCAAUCGAUGGAACCACUGGUGAAGUCGUGGAUAAGCUUAGCUGUGUAAAAUUAAACGAUGGAACCACUGAUGAAUUUGUGGAUAAGCUAACCUAUGUAAAAUCAGAUGAUGGAACCACUGGUGAAGUCGUGGAUAAGCGAAGUUAGGUAAAAUCAGACGAUGUUUUUUGUUUGUUUCCACGUUUGGAACAGUUUCGAUAAUGAUCUCGUAUCGUUUCCGUCGGGUACACGCUCGAAAACACGCGGGACGAAUUAUCCUUUACCUCUGUCGGUACACGAACACCGAUCGAGAACCUGUACCGGUUCCCUCGAAAGCGUGAAAAAGGCGUGGAACGGCCAAACCAGCAAGAGUAGAGGAAGCACGAGCAGAAGAGAAGGUGGAACACAGAGCACGAAGUAAAGGGUGGAGAAAGUAGGAGAGAAAGAUAGCAAUAUCGGGGCGAUUGCAGAGCAUGGAAGAGGAUUCGACGACCGUAAACCGAAGCAACGAAGCAGGAAUAUAUAACGCCCCGCGAUGAUUAGACCGCGGUUUAAUGUGUAGAUAGAGAAGAAAAAAUUUUGUUGGUCGUUUUGUCUCUCGAUUUUCAUCAUCGUAGAGCCGUAGAUCGAUUCCGUUUCUUCGGCGCGUGCGCGCGAACGCACCGAGGUCACAGUAAGGUUAAACUCCAAAUAAAAACGAAAGGAAGCGAGAGAAAUAUACGAACGAAUGGAUUCAACACGAUGACCGAUGAUUAACGGAGGAAUUACACUGAGAGGGGAUUGUACAUUAUUGUAUUUACACGAAGCGAAGUAAUAACUGUAUACACUUUGUAUUGUACGAACGAACGAGUGUGAUCGCUCGAAAUGUCGAGAAAGAUUCCCCCCACCCUCGCCCUAAUAAUUUCGUUUCGCGGUUCGCUGGGUAUCCUCGUCCCUCGACUUUUACGUCUGUCUCUUUGUAAGUAUAUCGCUUGUUGCCUCAGUCGAUCGAUUUAGUCGAGCAACUUUUUUGGUCGGUUCCGUUUCUCGACCCGCUGCGCUAACUGCGUCGAUACGUAUAUAUAUAUAUAUAGUACUCUACCCCCACUUGGGUGUAGUUUUGCGAUUAACGAGGAACCAGACGAGGACACCGCGGACCGUAACCAAAAAAAUCGCAGACGAUGUUUCUCUAAGCAGCCUGUGUCAGCCUUAAAACAGUAUUCGCGUCUGUACACUUACCUCUGUAGCUUUUAAGAGAACGCUGAGACACUGUCGGAGCUGACGUUGAUCCCCCCCCCCCUGGUAGU